ACACACACAGUAUCCCCAGUUUACCUCGUACGAGCCUGUAAUGGACUACUCCAGUCUCCCAGCAACUGGACGGGUUUUGAGAAACGUUUUUUAGCUCCUUUCGCCGGACUUUCCACAUUCAAGUCGGCGGGAUGGCUGAAAAGAAGCCCGAAUCGCCAGGGGAACUAAAGACAGUAUCGUAGCGCCCCCCCCAAAAAUUCGUCUUUUACAGAAUAAGGGGCCUCUCCAGACGGACUAUUUCUUUUCACAACUUUCCCCACUGUGGAUAAUGGAUGGCAGAGAUUUUGGACCUCCCCGAUCCGUCCACGUACCGCCGCCGUUGCUGCCGGGGCUCACGAUGGAGUCUCCCCGACUCGGAGCGGCAGCCGCGGCCGGGAGGAUGCCUCCCUCGCCCGGCCACGGCCACGCGCCGCCCCUCCACUCCGGAAAAUUCCUGCCAUCGCCCAUUAACCUACAUCCACACCACAGCGAUUCUUUCGCGUCAGGCUCCAGUCCCUUCCUGUCGGGUUACCCCGGCCACUCCCCCUUGACCUCUGACCCCGCGUACAGAUCGGCCAACCCCGGCGGUCUUCAGAUGGCCCAGCUGUGGGCAUCACACGCUCAUGAAGCCUACCCUGCUCUGCCCAGCAGCCUGUACCCUUACCUGUCCCUGGGGCACCUGGAGCCUCCCCCGCUCUCCCAGCACCCUCUCUACGACUCCCAUAAAGAGGGCUUUUACCUGCCAGCCUCACUGAGCCAGCUGCCUCCCCACAUGGCAUCGGCUCCUCCGCCCGCCCCGUCCAGCUCCACGCCGCCCCAGAGGACAUCCCGGGACGGGGGUAGGGACCGCCCUUAUCGGGGGGAAAGGGAGAGAGAGCGUUCGAGAGAGGAGCCAAGGCCGCACAGCGUGGUGGACCUGACGCAGGACGGGAGGAGCGAGGAGGAGCGCAGAGCGAGGAGCGGCGAGCGGGAGCGCGAGCGGGACCGGGACACGGAGAGAGACCGCUGGCCCUUCCAUCGUCACCCCCACGAGCAGAAGCCACACCCACAGCCCUCCGCUGUGCAGCCCAGAUCCCUGCCGUCACCCCCACGGCACUCCUUCCCCUCGGGCGGGGGAGGGAGGUUUCAUGGAGCAGAAACGGACCGCGGGGGUCGGGGGGAGGAGGAGGGCGGCUCUCGACCCCACCACAACUACAACUCUAACGCCAACUCAAACUCUCACACGGACAGACAGCGGAGGAAUGACGCCGGCGCCCCGUCGGCCGGGACCCUCCACGUCUCCUACGCCCUCCCUCCGGCGCUUCAGCCCUCCGCCGCCGGCCCGCCUCACCCGUCCACCCCCAGAGAGUCGAUGAGAGAGCAGCGGGUCAGCGCACCGACGUAUGUGCCUUCCGUGGAGGUUUACGACGAGCGGGUCGGGCCCAUCCAGAUCGCCUCGCAGGCCCGUGACAACAAACACAAGGACCGGGAACGGGAGAGCGACCGGGAGCGGGAGAGAAACCGGGAGAGGGAGAGCUACAGGUUCCCUGACAGGAGCCCGAUGGAGCAUCCCGGUCUCUCCCAGUCCAGCGAUUCAAGCAAUCAAAGGGAGGAAGGUUCUGUGAUCUGUUCCAAUGGCUCCAUUGCUAAACGUGGCCAGGACGCGUCGUAUCCCUCCAACCAAUCACGGUUCAGUCCGGAAACCAGGGACGCCUCCAAACACUCAAUCCGAUUGGGCAUAGAGCGAGCAGGGGCGGAGCCUAAGUGGAACGCCAUCAGCCCGUUAGCCAACUAUGCCACCAGUCACAUGGCGGCCCUGGCAGCCCAACACGCGCACACUCUCUCCUCCUCUCCCCACAGAGCGGAAACAGCGCACACACAAUGUUCACACUCUCCCCCCCACGGCGCGGCCCACCGGCCCGAGCAACAAAGCAACACUCUUGCCCACUGUGCAAUGCCCGCGAGACACACCCCUCCCCAGCACGCAAUUGGGCGCGCAGGGGAGGAGGGCAGUCAGAGACGCUACCUCGACCCGUCGGCCGUCUACCGACCCGGAGGGGCAAUGGCAGGAGAGCGAGGCGGGGGGGCGCCGGGGUCGGAUCCCACCGAGGUGUCGGCCAUGCAGAGUCUGAUUAAGUACAGCGGCAACUUUGCUGCGGAGGGUCCCGGGUCCGCCAGGCACGCCGCGGACGGGCGAGGGCCCUUUGGGGGUCUGGCCAACGUCGGGAUGGAUGCCGAAAGGGAGAGGGAUAAAGAAAGGGAGAGGGAAAAAGAGAGGGAGCGGGAGAGGGGUGAGAGGGAGCGAGAGAGGGGGGAGAGGGAGCGAGAGAGGGACAGGGUGUCGGCUGGUGCGGCGUUGCGGGUGCCUCCCCAGCUGAAGCGGGAGCAGGAGCGGCCGGACAGCGCCCGCUCGUUUGGCCGGGAGGGCGAGGGGGAGGUGCGCCACCCUCCGGUGGGCAUCGCUGUGGCCGUGGCCCGGCAGAGAGACAGCGGGAGCACCAGCAAACCGAGCGGGGGCCCCUCGGACACUCAGAGGAACCUGCUGCAAUCGGCCAUUAAAGAUGAGGAGCGCGGGGAGGACCGGAGCCGUCUCCACGACGACAGACUGCUGGCCAGCCGGCUGGAGCGCGAGCAGGAGAAAGUGCUCCGAGAGUCCAAGGAGCUGUCGGAGUUCACUCAGAUGCACCCGGCCCCCAUGUCCAGCAGUAUGAUGACACCCAGCCUCAUGACCCCCAACCUCAUGGUCACAGGAGGGGCGGCCCUGGCAGGGGCGGGACGAUGGCCUCCCGACCCCUCAACUCUGACCUCUCACCCCUGGAUGCCCCGACCUGGAGCCCCACCAGUCUGGCUGUCCAGCUCCCCAUACAGCCUGGGUCCUCCCUCACUCCAUCAGACCCUCCCUCCCGGCUACCCCCCCUCGCUACAGGGCUCCAUGCCCCCUCACUACCAGUUUGCCAGGGACCCACAGUCUGGACAGCUAAUAGUCAUCCCCACUGAACACCUGUCACACUACGGAGGCGACGUACUUGAGCGCGGGGCCCCGAUGUGGUCGGGGGUAUACGGAGCAGGCAGCUCGCUGCAGCACGCGGCACAGCUGCAGCUCCUCUCGCAGCAGCAGAUGCUGCGGCAACAGGAGCUGCUCAUGAUCCAGCAGCACACGGCGCAGGUCCUGGAGCUGCAGAGGAACGCACAGCUAGUCGAGCGCUUAAAGGCCAGCGAGCACCGGCCGGAGAUGGAAGACAAAGCGGAGAAGCGGCACGCUGAACCCAAACCUCGGCCCUCCUCCGUGUCUUCUCCGUCCCGCUCGCCCGUCCUGCACCCGCGCAAACCUCCCGUCCUCUCCCGCUCGCCGACCCCGUCUACUUCCUCCUUCGGCCCUCUGCCCCUGUUCGCCUCGCCGGUGACCGGCCUCAAGAGGGAGGACGACGGGCAGAGAGUGUCGUCUCACCCGCCCCUGCCUCAACAGCCUCACCCCCGCUCAGCCUCCCCGCCCACGUGCUCGCCGCGGCGCCCUAAGCUGGAGGUGGGACGGAGGGAGCAGAGAGAGGGACAGAAGCCGGACUCUGCACCCUUUCAAGGCAUCUACGCUGAUCUCCCUCCUGGUUAUCCCUACCAGUCCAUCACUGCCCCAUUCAGCUCCCCUUUCCCCCCUUUUCACAUCCCAGCUCCCACAGCGGCAAACACAGAAAUUGUCCCCCCCCAUCGCUCCCCCGCCCCUUUGCCCUCGGCCCGCCUCCACUCCAGGCUGCUGGACGCAGACGUCAAGCCGCAGAAGCUCGAGUCGUCCAAGACGGGAUCUUUCCUCAAGCAGGAACCCGAUGUGGAGCAGCCUCGGCUCGACGUGACCCCGCAAGCCGUCGGCCCUCUUCGCCGGAGCUGCAGCCCUGCGCUGGCCAGACCGGACCGAGAGGAGGAUGGGGAAGCCCCGGCGCCCCAGUCCCAACCGCCGCCUCUGCUCGCCCCCAGCCCUCCCCGCCUCCAGGGUGAAAGACGGGAGGAAGUCCGGGAGGAAGAGAAGGACACGGGGCAAAUCAAAAUGGAGGCGUCAUCUCAGUCCUGUCGGGCGGCAUACCCUCCACUGCCUCCUCCACGCACAGAAGCUGAGCCUAAACCAGAGGUCUCCGACGGUCCAGAGCAAUACCCCUCGUGCGUCGCCGCGGAUUCAGAACGCCGGGAGCCGUCUCAGACGCAUCGGCCGCUGGGAGAAAUCCCCAGCGCGGCGUGCGAGCACGAGCGGCCAGCCACUCCGACCGGGUCGCACACUCCCAGCAGCAGAGAAAGUGUCAAAGAAACUCCUCCUCCAACCGCUGACUCGCCGCUCCUGCUGGAGGAUCCCAUGGCCGGGUUGUUUGCUCUGCUGGCGGCAAGUGAAAUGGCCGAGGCCCGGCCCAACACCCCACCCACGCUGACGCUCAUAGCGCCGAUAGACAGCGCUCCCAUGGGGGCAGACUGCAGCAGCACGGGUGCUCUGGAGAUGGUGGCGCUGGAGGGGAUGGCCCUGCUUAGCCAAAUGGCCCAGCGCGAGAUCGAACACAUUCGCCUGGAGCAAGAUAUCACGUUAGAGGGUCUGGACUAUCUAUUGAAGGCGAGCAGGCAGAUUUUGUUGGAGGCCAUCGAGAAACAGUCCCACAUUGACCUGCCCAGAACUCUGGACCCCAACAAGAAGUACAGCUGGAGGCAGAGGAAGGAAGAGCCGCUGUACAGUAAAAUGUCCGUGGACGUGUUGGACGCGGUGGAAGUGGAAUACCGCGUCCGCCUGGCCGAGCUGCAGAAGACGUACAAGGAGAAGCAGAGAGAUUUGAGCAAGCUGCAGAGACGCAGAGACAAGCGUGAGCGGCAGCAGCAAGAGGAUGAGAGGCGGAGUUUGACCAGGCGGGGCAGAGGACGACCCAGGAAGAGGAAGCACUUGGCGACACCUCCCAAACUGGACAGCAGGCCUGCAAAGGCGGGUAGGACGGUGCAAUACUCUGACGACUCUGAAGCUGGGGAUGGACAGAGGAAGAAGUUCCGGUUGUCCAGAGAAGAAGAGGAGACCGAGGCGGGAAGUGGAGGGGUGAUGGUGAAAAAGAAGAAGAAGAAGAAGAAGAAGAGCUGGAAUGACUCUGAGCCGUCCACCAGUCACGGCCUCGAGGUGAAGCGUGCUCACGUGUGUGAGCAGGAGCAGCUGGCGUCGGACCUCGACAGAGCACUCUCGCUCUCUCAGCUCGGCGCUCCGCGCAAACCUCAAGCCCCCAACCUCAAGUUGGACAAGUCCAACGGCAAGUCGGCGGAGAGUCGGGCGAAGGAGCGCGGCAUCCACCCGCCCGCCAAAGCGGGCAAACACAAGACGGCCCCCAAGGCCUCCGCUUCGGCGCCUCCCCGGAAGGUGAAAGGUCAGAAGAACACGGCUCCGUUCUCUCCGGUGAGAUCGGAGCUCAGCAGCUGCUCCAACAACUCAGAUUCAGAGGAGCACAAUUCCGCUCGGGGGGGCUGGCCCCCUCUCUCAGGGACGCGUUCUCACGGCGACCCGACCAGGAAGAGGCGAUCGACGUCGUCGCCGACGUCCCUGCUGUCUGGCCAAAAGACUCAGAAGAAGAAACACAAGCACUUAUCGCUGCUGCUGGAGGAAGCGGGACUCAGCUCCUCCGACGACUCCUUUGACCAAGAAACGUCAGAGGACGAAGGCGACUACGAGGCCGAGUCUGACUCGGACGACGGUGGCGGCUGUGAGGAGAGCGGCCUCGGUCUGCUGGCCAGGUUUGCGGCGAGUGCGCUUCCCGUCAGCUCCACUCCGUUGAGCCUUUUCCAUGACGGCAAACAACGCAGCAGGCAAAGUACUCUGGGGUCGUCCGAGUGCGAGUGGUCGGACUCCGGGUCGGACUUGCGUCUGAGGAAGUUCCCCUCUCUGCUGCACGGCAAACGCUCCGCCCCGGAGCUCCCCCUGUUGCCCCCGGCAACCCGCCGCAUCGAGCAGACCAGCCCCUGCAAGCGAGACGACGCGCUGCCGGCCAAACGCAAGCCGCUGCCCAAACCGCGGCCGGCGCCGCGUUCACCGCGGGCGUACAGCCUCGACCUCCCCUCCGGGUUCGGCGGCUUCAGCGAGGACGAGGGCUGGACCCGGCGACGCAGCGAGAGGAUUUUCCUCCACGAUGCCGCCGCCUCCACCGCCACCACCACCUCGGCCAGUCAGUUGCCUGCGUCGACAUCCGCUUCCACCGGUCAGAGCUCCUCCUCCGGCUCGGCCCCACCGCUCCCCCCGAAGCCGGCCUCCAGACCCAAGCCCUCGCCGCCCAGCCGAGAGGGAAAAGAUGUGGUGAAAAAAAAGAAGCCGAAGGACUCUCCUCUGCCCGUGAGCCCGUCCGCGCUGUGCAGUCCAAUCACAGACCUCGCUGCGCCGCUGAGCCUCAGCCCGGGACGCAAGAGCCAGCCGAAAGCAAAGACGAAGGUCAGAGAGCCUUCCAGAGGGGCGGUUAGCCGGCUGAUGGAGAGCAUGGCGGCAGACGAAGACUUUGAGCCCAACCAGGACAGCAGCUUCAGCGAGGACGAACUGGUCCCACCGCGCAGCACCGGCGCAUCGGAGAGCUCCUCCGCGCCGGCUCCGGUGCAGUGUGUGUUGGAUAACGAUUCCCUGGUGGACGGACUCAGAGUUUUGAUCCCGAUGGACGACCAGCUACUGUACGCAGGACACGUGAACACUGUGCACUCCCCUGACAUUUACAGUGUGGUGGUGGAGGGGGAGAGGGGGAACCGACCACACAUCUACUGCUUGGAACAGCUGCUGCAGGAGGCUAUCAUCAACGUGAAGCCCCCGUCGGUGCGCUACCUCCCGGAGGGAACGCGCAUCGCGGCCUACUGGAGCCAGCAGUACCGCUGCCUUUAUCCCGGCACCGUUGUCAACGGAAGUUCAGAUAUUGACGAGAAUGAUGAUCUCAUCACGGUGGAGUUUGACGACGGAGACACAGGCCGCAUCCCCCUCUCACACAUUAGACUGCUGCCGCCGGACUACAAGAUCCACUGCGCUGAGCCGUCCCCCGCGCUGCUGGUGGCCAGCUGUUCCAGGAGGAAAGUCCGCAAGUGCAGCAAAGAGGGCAAAGAAGCGGCAGCAAAGCCGGAGGAGAGCGCGCCUAAGAUCAAAGGAAAGCCUGGUCGCAAACCCAAACCCAAACCAGAGACCUUUUUGAACCCAGAGGGCCGCGACAAAGCGGAUCCUCCAUCUUCCUCCGCCCAGGCCACAGAGAGACCCCUGGCUCCAUCCAAGCCCCCCCAGGACAGGACCUCCGCCGUCCAGAAGGCCGCUCCGGAGAAGCCGCGACCGGCCUCCCGGCCGUCGACGGGAACCCAGGAGAAACCCAGCCGCAAAAGCUCCACCACGUCUCCCGCUGGGAACCCCGCCCUCCCCAACCCGGUGGUCAGGAAGGCCGGCUCAGCCCCGCCUUCUGCUCCUAAACCAGCCCGUGCUCUCCCCCCCUCCCUCUACCCUUCCACCUACGGAAAAGUCCUGACCGUGGAUCUGUACAGCGAACCCAACCUCAACUCGUACAACAGCCAGCGCCGAGAGCGAGAGAGCAGCAGCGCCCUGAGUCCCACCACCAACAGGCCCGUGUCCAGACCCGCGGCGGCACCGUCAUCCACCGCGCCCAAGCCGAGCGCUUUGUCCACCGCCAGAACCCCUUCUGCUCCGCCCAAACCCAAAUCCUCCUCCUCGGACCACCACAGCGGCUCCAGACCCGGCCACGGCUCCGCCCUCAUCUCCGGCCCCACAUCCAGGCUGUCGACAGGCAAACCGGGCUCCUCCCUGACUCCCAGACCUUCGUCGUCAUCGUCGUCAUCUGCUCCGAGGCCCAAACUGAAGAUGCCGUCCGACCAGCUGUCCUCCAGGCCCGGCGCCGCCUCCGUCUCCAGGCCCAAGCCCAACCCGGGGACGAGUGACGCGGCCGCGGUGGUGAGACGCAAGCCCCAGACGGCAGAGCCCCUCGUCAAGCUCGACCACGAAGGUGUCACCUCCCCGAAGACCAAGAAGACAAAGGCUCUGAUGCUGCUAGAGGGUCGAGGCGCCAGAGCAGACCACGCCCCCAUCGCCACAGGCACAGCCAGUCAGGAACGGCUAAAGGCGAGGCCGAAGGCGCCGGAGAAGGAGCCUGGGCUGAGAGAGAAAGAGAAAGCACCGGUGCUGACCAAAGAGAAGGCAGAGAGCCGUGGGAGUGCUGGCCGAGGACAGAAGAUGGACUCGCGAGAGGAGAAAGGCAACAACGAGGAGAGGAAGCAGGUGGAGAAAAGAGACGAGAGGAAGGUUAAAGAAUUAUCUCAGAGCAGCAGCAGCAGCUCGGAGUCGGAGGAAGAAGGGGGGAAAGGCAAGUUAAAGAAAAAGAAGAAAUGCACCUCGAGUUGCUCGUCGUCCUCUUCGUCCUGCUCCGGUUCCUCCUCCUCCUCUUCAUCGUCGUCCUCUUCCUCGUCCUCUUCUUCCACCGACGACUCUUCCUGCAGCUCAGAUGAAGAGAGGACCCUCACGCCUCCGCCAGGCCCCGUCGCCACGCCUCCAGGACAGGACAAACCGAAAGAAGAGGCAAAAGAAGAAGAAGAGGAAGACGAGGAGGAGGAGGAGGAGGGCGAAGAGCUGAAGGAGGAAGUGGAGGUCAGAGUGGAGGAAGGAGAGCUGUCUCCUCCCUCACGAUCUCCCUCGCCUUCAACCUCUCCAUCUCCUUCUACGCCCACCAAGCCUGCUAAACCGGCGACGGGGAAGGGCUCGGGGCAAAGGGGGCGUCCUCCCAAACCGAAGCCCAGCGGCGGAGACGGGAAGGCGGGGAGACCAAAGCGGAGGGAGGGCGUCCACCUCCCCACAACCAAGGAGCUGGCCAAACGGCAGAGGCUUCCCAGCGUGGAGAAUAGGCCCAAAAUCUCUGCUUUCCUUCCAGCCAGACAGCUCUGGAAGUGGUUUGGAAAACCCACUCAGAGACGCGGUAUGAAGGGCAAGGCUAAGAAGCUCUUCUAUAAGGCCAUCGUGCGCGGGCGAGAGAUGAUCCGCAUCGGGGACUGCGCCGUGUUUCUGUCCGCCGGGCGGCCCAACCUGCCCUUCAUCGGCCGCAUCCAGAGCAUGUGGGAGUCCUGGGGCAGCAACAUGGUGGUCAGGGUCAACUGGUUCUACCACCCAGAGGAGACCAACCCCGGCAAGAAGCUCACCGACAAGAAGAACUGGGAUCAGAUGUGUGGUCAAUCGCUGCCUGCAGCUCUGCACUCGUCCAUCCAGAGGAAAGACUUCAUGGAGCGCGCCCUCUACCAGUCUUCUCACAGCGACGAGAACGACGUGCAGACGGUCAGCCACAAGUGCCUGGUGGUGAGCGUGGAGGAGUACGAGCAGAUGACCCACACGCGGCGCUACGCCGACAGCGAGGACCUUUACUACCUGGCCGGCACCUACGAACCCACCACCGGCAUGAUCUUCAACACCGACGGGGUCCCGGUCAUCUGCUGAGCGCAACUCGCUGCCGGCCGAUGGAACCAAGCCGGGACCCUCCAGCUCCUUACGGGGGGGUUAAACUGAGAGACGGUAUCACAGGGGGCGGAGUCUCCUGGGACCUCUGCACACGCGGACGCCAUCGACUUCCCUUCUGCUCGCUGUGUAGUCGGGAAAACCAGAGAAGGCAAACGAGCGCUUCAGCGUCCUUUUUAACAUGUAAAUAUACUAAACGGUCACGGACGCACGGCCACGUGUAAAUACUCACCUGGGUGUCACACACACACACACACACACACACACACACGGUUACAUAGAG
Molecule: messenger RNA, 9707 nt
Organism: Gasterosteus aculeatus aculeatus (three-spined stickleback)
Lineage: Eukaryota; Metazoa; Chordata; Actinopteri; Perciformes; Gasterosteidae
Gene: tnrc18
Product: trinucleotide repeat containing 18
Molecular function (GO): chromatin binding
Source: RefSeq, a predicted model, not a curated record